Messenger RNA from Knipowitschia caucasica, 831 nucleotides. The record is from the annotation of a GenBank genome assembly. NCBI's taxonomy places the organism in Eukaryota, Metazoa, Chordata, Actinopteri, Gobiiformes, Gobiidae.
AUGUCUGCGUCUGACUGGUACGCCCACAAAGAGCUCGGAGACGGCCUCUUCUGGAUCCAGGAGCGCUUUUAUCAGUCGGAUAACCGGGCCAACAUCUGGCUUCUGCGCGGCACACACCAGGACGUGGUCAUAGACACUGGCCUAGGCUUGCGGAGCUUACCUGAGUACAUCGACGCUAAAGGGCUCCUGGGCAAGGAUCCGCAGCGUAAGAACCCACUGCUGGCCAUUGCCACCCACGCCCACUUCGACCACUCCGGGGGGCUGCAUCAGUUCCAACAGGUGGGCGUCCACAGCGCAGAGGUGGAGGCUUUGGCAAACGGGGACAAUUUUGAGACAGUCACCUGGCUCAGCGACAGAGAGAUAGCUGAAGCGCCUUGUCCGGGUUGGAGAGCAAGAAACUACAAAGUCAAGGCCGUGCAGCCGACCCAUAUACUGCAAGAGGGUGACGUAAUUAACCUGGGUGACAGGCAGUUGACUGUGUUGCACAUGCCUGGUCACUCUCGAGGCAGCAUCUGCCUUCAUGACCAGGAGAACAAGCUGCUGUUCAGUGGUGAUGUAGUGUAUGAUGGGGCCAUGAUCGACUGGCUGCCUUACAGUCAAGUGAGUGACUACAUCAGUAGUUGUGAACGUCUAGUUGGUCUUGUGGACAGUGAACAGGUUGAUCAAGUCCUCCCUGGACACUACAAUGCAUUUGGUGCAAAGCGCCUCCAUCGGAUUGCAUCAGGGUACAUCAGCAGAGCAGAAACUUGUCCAGCAAAGUUCUCAACAUUCGCUUGGAGGACCAUUGCUGGUAUGGCUCUGCGAGCAUUCAACCCACGUAGUGCCUGCUAA